This is a messenger RNA of Didymodactylos carnosus, 771 nucleotides long. NCBI's taxonomy places the organism in Eukaryota, Metazoa, Rotifera, Eurotatoria, Philodinida, Philodinidae. The record is from the annotation of a GenBank genome assembly.
AUGGCAACGGAAAUCGAAUGUUAUGCUAUUAUAUCGGAAAUUGAAAAGUGGCAUAAAUAUCUUGAUGGUCGUCCUUUUACAAUAGAAACAGAUCAUAAACCAUUAGAACUACUGAAUUUAAAACAGCAACUUAAUAUGAAAUGUGAACGUUGGCGUUUAAAAUUGCAACGAUAUCACUUCACCAUACGUUAUAUUAAAGGCAAUGGCAGAUUACUUAUUACGUUCAUCAGUGUUUGGAAAUUAUUGUCAAUGGAUUUUCAUGGAUCAAUUACAUCAAUAACACCACGUGAUAAUAAAUAUAUUAUUUCAUUAACUGAUGUAUUAUCAAAAUUCGUGAUUACGAAAGCUGUUCGGGAUUGUACUCCAUCCACUGCAGCACGAUUCGUUAAGGACGAAGUUAUAUUAAAAUACGGCAGACUACGAUGUAUUAUAACUGACAACGGCACACAUUUUACAGCGGAUAUAAUGGAAGAAUUAUUUAAGAAAAUUGAAGUUACACAUUUAUAUUCUACACCGUACCACCCGAUGACAAAUGGACAAAUCGAACGAUAUAACGCAACGAUGGAUGACAAAAUAGCGGCAUUAUGCAACAAAAAACGAACCGAUUGGGAUGAACAGUUACCAUUUGUUUCAUUCAAUUAUAAUACCAAUAUCCACACAACAACCGAACAAAUACUACCAUUUGAAAUGAUGUAUGGACGUUCACCCGUGUUACCAUUUGAUCAUCAACAAGCAGAAGAUUCGAUCCAAAACACAACGUUGGCGGUUUAG